GUUGAGUCUGUGAAGGUGUUUGAAACGGCUAACGCUUCAUAUCUGUUUCAGGGUAACCUGUGAAAAUGGUCCGCUACUCCCUUGACCCGGAAAACCCCACAAAAUCAUGCAAGGCUCGGGGAUCCAAUCUCAGGGUGCACUUCAAGAACACUCGUGAGACGGCUCAAGCUAUCAAGGGCAUGCACAUCCGCAAAGCCACUAAGUACCUGAAGGAUGUCACUCUGAAGAAGCAGUGUGUUCCUUUCCGUCGCUACAACGGUGGUGUCGGCAGGUGUGCCCAGGCCAAACAGUGGGACUGGACACAGGGACGUUGGCCAAAAAAGAGUGCUGACUUCCUCCUGCACAUGCUGAAAAAUGCUGAGAGUAACGCAGAACUCAAGGGUUUGGAUGUGGAUUCUUUAGUUAUCGAGCACAUUCAGGUGAAUAAGGCCCCCAAGAUGCGCAGACGAACCUAUCGUGCUCACGGCCGUAUCAACCCUUACAUGAGCUCCCCAUGUCACAUCGAGAUGAUUUUAACUGAAAAGGAGCAGAUUGUCCCCAAACCUGAAGAGGAGGUGGCUCAAAAGAAAAAGAUCUCCCAGAAGAAGCUGAAAAAGCAGAAACUUAUGGCUCGGGAGUAAAGUUUCGCAGAUGUACAGAAAUAAACUACCGUGUUCUAAAAA
This is a messenger RNA of Spea bombifrons (plains spadefoot toad), 662 nucleotides long. It is a transcript of the gene RPL17, whose product is annotated as ribosomal protein L17. Lineage: Eukaryota; Metazoa; Chordata; Amphibia; Anura; Pelobatidae. Bases 66 to 620 code for a protein of 184 amino acids. The transcript has 6 exons. Gene Ontology annotation, molecular function: structural constituent of ribosome. Gene Ontology annotation, cellular component: ribosome; cytosolic large ribosomal subunit. The record is from RefSeq and is a predicted model, not a curated record. Gene Ontology annotation, biological process: cytoplasmic translation.